This is a messenger RNA of Bolinopsis microptera, 1608 nucleotides long. RefSeq names its product phosphatidylinositol 3,4,5-trisphosphate 5-phosphatase 2A-like. Gene Ontology annotation, molecular function: phosphatase activity. The transcript is spliced from 4 exons. Lineage: Eukaryota; Metazoa; Ctenophora; Tentaculata; Lobata; Bolinopsidae. Gene Ontology annotation, biological process: regulation of signal transduction; phosphatidylinositol dephosphorylation; regulation of immune response. The coding region runs from base 1 to 1608 and encodes 535 amino acids. The record is from RefSeq and is a predicted model, not a curated record.
AUGGGAGAAGUUGAACCAGUGAACGACAUUGUUCACCUCUUCGACAACACUGGAGAUCACAUCUCUGGAUUUUCUAGCGAGGGCAAAAUUGCUCACGACAUUUACGCCAUAGGUAGUCAAGAAGCGAAUAUAACUGAAAAAGACUGGGUUAAUCUUAUCAAAAGAGCUCUAUCUCUUAGACAUCCAAAUGUGCAGUAUAAUUUAAUAGGAUCACAGACCCUCCAAGGGAUACGGAUAGUGGUUUUGGUGAAGUCAGAUCAUAUCAACAAGAUCUCUAACCCUGAAUACGCUGUCGUGAAGACUGGUGUGGGUGGAAUGGUAGGUAACAAAGGAGCAGUGGCAGUCUCCUUUGCGUUCGGCUCUACCAACAUGGCGUUUGUGUCCUGCCAUCUCGCGGCACGAGCUGAGCGGAAACUGAAGCGCAAUCAGAUGUACCAGGAUAUCUCUAAACAGCUUAACCUCGGUAAAAAGUCCAAGUUCUCCUCAUUCGACCUGCCGCUCAGGUUCGACCAUUUGUUCUGGAUAGGAGAUUUGAACUAUCGUCUGGAUUGUGAAUAUAGAGAGGUUCUGGAUCGGAUCCGGGUAGCGGACUACAGUGGGCUCAUGAAGUACGAUCAGUUAAAACAGCAGCAGAGAUGUGGCAAUGUGUUGUAUGAUUUUAAGGAGGCCGACAUAAACUUUCCCCCCAGCUACCGCUACAAACGUGGCUCACGAGACGACUACGUGUACAUCAAGUACAAAACAACAGGCAACGUCCACAACGUACCUUCAUACUGUGACCGGAUCCUCCUUCACUCCCUACCCCAGCUAAAACAGACUCAAACCGGCUACUUCUGCAACCUGCAGUACAAGGCCAGUGACCACGCCCCCGUAAUCGCAACCUACCAGGUCUCCACCCGGACUCAGUAUGUCUCCUCUAAAAACACAGACACGGAGACCGACCACAGCGAUGAUUCCCUGAAAAUCAGAUUCCCCAUCCUCCAGGCAAAGAUCAAGACAAACAGUCCGGACAGGUUUUGCGUGAAAUUCUUCUCAUACCUUCUAGAAGGAACCCCGACAAGUAAACCUGCCCCUCGAGUCCUCGCUGAGUACGAUGAUGAGCUGAGCAGCUUCCCUGUACAGUACGGACUGUCCAAGUGUGAUGUGUCCUACUGGGGAGCAGCAGAUAUUCCCGAGCUGGAACCCAUCCUUCCUAACAGAGACUACAUCUCCAAUGACUACAUCUUCAUCCAGGUUGUGUCUCAUGGCAGUGAGGAAUGUUACGGGCAGGGUAUCCUCACCAUGCAGGACAAGGUUAAAACUGACACGGUGCAGCCGUUCAGCGUGGUGUUACGACUCCAUGAUGAAGUGUGCGGGGAGUUGAGAGGCAAGGUUUAUCUCUCCCGGAGCCCUGUCCACGAGAACAGACCUCCCCUCUUCACAGACCAGCUCAUUAACCCUGACUGGACCAGCAACAUGCAGGCCAGCACUAGGAGUCUGGCUUCUCCCGGAGCCAGGUCCUCUGCUUCAGGGUCCUCGUCUAGCAGCAGGUCCCAUAACUGGUCUAAUGAGUAUAGUACUGAUGAUCAUGUGUUGAGAAGUUUUACUCAGGGGUACAAUCAGACGUAG